Messenger RNA from Leptidea sinapis, 837 nucleotides. RefSeq names its product pro-resilin-like. Gene Ontology annotation, cellular component: extracellular matrix. Bases 18 to 617 code for a protein of 199 amino acids. The transcript is spliced from 6 exons. Lineage: Eukaryota; Metazoa; Arthropoda; Insecta; Lepidoptera; Pieridae. The record is from RefSeq and is a predicted model, not a curated record.
AUCUCUACACUUGCAACAUGAAGUCUGUCGUUGUGUUCGUCACUGCUAUCAUCAUGGCCGUUGCUGAGCCCCCUAUCUCUAAAAGUUACCUUCCUCCACCAAGCAAUGGCUUCUCUCAGGGACCUGCGGGAUUUCAAUCAGGACUUCCACAAGUCGUAGCUGCCAGAAGCCUGGCUCAAAGUAACAAUCUGGGAUUAUCAAGAAGCACUAACAACAAUGCAGAACGAAGAUUUGUGAACUCGAGAUCAGGAUACGAAGAAAAUAGGCCCAGUUUGUUUGCUGCUAGAAAUUCACUAGAAUCCGAUGAGCCAGCUUAUUACAACUUUGGCUACAUGGUGAAUGACUUCGUUGAAGGAACAGAUUUUGGGCACCACGAGGAGAGGCAGGAAGAAAGAGCUAACGGGGGAUACCAUGUGGUAUUGCCUGAUGGUAGAAAACAGACUGUGAGCUACCAGGCUGACCAAAGCGGGUUUAAGCCUCGCAUCACUUAUGAAGACCAAGACUCUGAAGAGCUGACACGUUCCGGUUAUGAUGCAAAUGCAAAUAAUUAUAACGGCUUUGGUAGACAAAAUGGCGGACACGGUAACCAUGGCAACGGACGCAGCGGUUACUACUAAUAACGAAUAUUUUAUUUGGAAUGUAUCAUCAUUAAUAAUUUUAUAUAACUUAAGAAUACAGUAUUAUUAGAAAUUAUUAUAUUCCGUACAUAUUUCAGCAAUAUUUUAAUGAAUUAGUUUUACAAAAGUUAGAAUGUAUUCACUACAUAGGUACCUAGUAAGAAAAUAUUUAAUACCUACUCUGUAAAGCAGUGUUUUUGUUUUAAUAAAAUGUAGCUUU